Messenger RNA from Talaromyces amestolkiae, 1452 nucleotides. RefSeq lists its product as uncharacterized. NCBI's taxonomy places the organism in Eukaryota, Fungi, Ascomycota, Eurotiomycetes, Eurotiales, Trichocomaceae. The coding region runs from base 1 to 1452 and encodes 483 amino acids. The transcript is spliced from 3 exons. The record is from RefSeq and is a predicted model, not a curated record.
AUGCUGGGUGCCGUGUCAUUUCUAGAUCACUUUGGAACUCUUUAUGGGAAUAAGUUGAGUAAGGAGGACCAUCAACGUGCAGAGACUGCUCUGGGACACGCAUUGCACGCGUUCUCAAGCCAGUGGAUAACUGGAGGUAUUAAUCUGCGGUUGAACACACGUUCCGAGUCCCCGCCUCCGCUACAAACUGAGUGCUCCCAUCAGGAUAUUCGGGCGUAUUACUGGCAUAAAGCCCGGUCUAGCCUGGCCGAGACAAAGCGGGUUAAGUGUUUCAAGAUCGUAUACGCCAUGCUCCUUUUCAACAUGACUACGCCCCCUGUGCCACUUGAGAAACCAAAUCUCCUACCUAAUGAACAACAAACCGAUUUUUGGCAGGAAUUCAUUGCAAUUUUGUGUCCCUUGCGAGUGAAGGUGUUGAAAUAUAGUGAUAAUCUAGGUUCUAGUUCUACCUACGCUGGGGCCCUAAGGGUUGGCCUUGGGAUUAUUAGCUGGCUAGCUUUCCUACGGGAUACGAUGAGAUCUGCCAUAAGUCUAAAACCGCCAAUGUUCGACGAUGUCUCGUUUGAAUCUUACGGAGAACUCUCGCAUAAGUCGCAGUCCACAUCGACGCACAUCCCUAUGGACACCGAAGACACGGCAAUUUUCAUGAAAUGCAGCUCUGCAAUUUCUCAGAUGGUCUUCUUGUGGCGCCGACUCCAUCCUGAACUUCAUCCUAACCUCGGGAACUACGGUACAGAAAAGGAGCUAAUAUUCAUAACUACUGUGGAAAGCCAUGAAGAUCGAAUAAGAAGGUUCUUAAAUGUAGCAUCAGCGCUUGAUGACUACGAGAUGAAGUAUAAAAGUCUGAUGAGAUACACGCUAGUUAACCACCAAGGGUUGUCCCCGCGGACAAAAUUCUUUUCAUCUAUCUGGAUUAUAUUCUGGGGAUACUGGGUUCUCCGCCACGCUGAUGCGCUCGAACAAAUGGCUCUAUCUACGUCCACGACUUUCAUGUCGAAAAUUCAACAAUUUAAAUGGACUAGUGCCCAAUCCAUUGCUGCAAUAACAAGCAGUGACAUCUUGAAUACACUGUCAUCUCUCGAGUCAUCACACUCGGAAGAAUUGGUAUCUUCAGCAUCUGUAGAUGACCUGUGGAGUGACCACCAGUCGACCCCUGUUAUUUCCGCUCACGCAACAUGUGGUAUUGUUGUCAAUGCCAUCCAGAAGGCCAUUGAGAGUUUGAUUCACUUGUGGAUUGAGACGGGUCCAAGACACCUACAUGCCCCUUUUAUGGGCUUAGGAAUUGACAGUGAUCCGCAGACUGUAUGGUCACGGACGCUAAGUUCACUCUUGUCAUCUUUGAUUUCACUGCAGAAGGUUCCGAGCACAUCGCAGAUAGCUACCGCCAAAGCUGGCGAGCUGUUCCAGCAACAUGGUGAUUUGAUUUCGGAGCACUGGGUGAUGGAGUAUUGA